Molecule: messenger RNA, 477 nt
Organism: Perkinsus marinus ATCC 50983
Lineage: Eukaryota; Perkinsozoa; Perkinsida; Perkinsidae
Exons: 3
Coding region: 1-477 (158 amino acids)
Source: RefSeq, a predicted model, not a curated record
AUGGAGGGUUUCGACGUGUUCAAUCUCACGCCUUGCUUGGUUGGUCCUAUUCUUUGUAGAAAACCUGAUGCCGAUGGUCUCGUGUGGUUGGUUCCUAGCAUCGGGUUUCGUCUCGGCAAAGUUGACCUAGAAGGCCGUGUCACCAGCCUGGAUUAUGCCGAUGCCUUGGCAAAUGGCUCAUUGAUCCUGAUUGAUAACAUCACCAGACUGCUCCACCGUGUCUAUGACUGGGAAUCGCCUAUGACUGGUUCUAGUCCUGCUACUGACGGGCCAGGACAUCGUAUUAGGUCAGCCUCUGGUGCUGCCAGGGUCGGUGCUCUGUUCUCUGCCUGUUGUUGUGGUGACGGGUUUGUUUAUGCUUUGGCGUUGACAGAAGAUGCCGAAGGAGUGGUACGGAUAAGCGUUCGUGAUGAUGUGGGUAUCAGCUCUGUGGUCGACCGUACUGGGAACUCAGCUAAAGCGACAUCCCGAAUCUGA